UCAAAACUACUGACGUUCCACUGAAACUUCCAAAAUAUCCCAUGAUCACUCGCAGGCAACGAAAUAUUGUAAUGAAAACAUCAGAUGUAGAGUAUGCUUAUAGUUUCUGUCCUCGUUAGCAAAAUGGCUGUGGUUGGUUAGUUUGUUGACUUAUUUGUACAUCGACGGUGCUGCCUGCGUCUUUCAAGUGGAGAAUAACAUUAGUGAAGCACAAUCUUCGGAAGCAUAAUCUACCCCAACCUUAAAAAUGUACUGAAGAAAUAGAGACCUAAUAGACACAAUAUACGGCAAGACACUAAUUUCAAAGAUGGUUGCAAAUGAGAAGCAGCAUCUCGUGAGUAUUCUGAGGCUUGCAGUAUGCUUUCAGCUAUUUCUGGCGUGCCUUAUGAAUGAGACCACAAUUAAGCAGCCUUUUCCCUGGGACAAAAUGAGACUCCCACCUAAUGUUGUACCGACCCACUACGACCUCAGCAUUCAUCCAAAUUUGACCACACUGAAAUUCACUGGAUCUGUGACGAUCUGCGUCGAUGUAAAACAGGACACAGCUUAUAUUGUACUGCACAGCAAAGGCCUGGAGAUCAACAGUGCGAGGAUUACAAGGGAAGAAGACAGGUCGUCAGUGCACACGGAACAAAGUCUUACCGUUCUUGAACAUCUACCUCACGAGCAGAUUGCUCUGCUGGCCCCAGACAAGUUAAGUGGAUCCAAAAGCUAUCAGCUGUACAUUGAAUUCCAAGGGAGUCUGGCAGAUGGCUUCGAUGGCUUCUAUAAAAGCAUGUAUCGGACCCCAGAUGGUGAAAGAAGAGUAUUGGCAGCUACCCACUUUGAACCCACUGCUGCCAGGAUGGCUUUUCCGUGUUUUGAUGAGCCAUUGUUUAAAGCCACAUUUACCAUUAGGAUACAGCGGGAAAGGAGACAUAUUGCACUGUCUAACAUGCCUCGGAUCCAAACUGUGGAGCGUGAAGAUGGAUUAGUGGAAGACGUCUUUGACAAGAGUGUCCGAAUGAGCACGUACCUCGUGGCUUACGUAGUCUGUGAUUUCAGGUCCGUUAGUGCCAAUACAUCCUCCGGGGUCAAGGUUUCAGUGUACGCUGUUCCAGAGAAGUGGAGUCAAACCCACUAUGCGCUUGAAGUGGCGGUGAAAUUGUUGGAAUUCUACGAGGGUUACUUCAACAUCAGCUAUCCCUUGCCAAAACAAGACCUGAUUGCCAUACCAGAUUUCCAGUCAGGGGCUAUGGAAAACUGGGGCUUAAUAACCUACCGAGAGACUGCUCUACUUUACGAUCCACAGACGUCAUCUGCUACAGACAAGCUCUGGAUCACCAAAAUCAUAGGCCACGAGCUUGCUCAUCAGUGGUUUGGUAACCUAGUCACCAUGGAGUGGUGGAAUGAUAUCUGGUUGAAUGAAGGCUUUGCAAGGUAUAUGGAAAGAGUGUCUAUCAAUAGCACCUAUCCUGAGAUUCAAGUGGAUGACUAUUUUUUAAAUGUGUGUUUUGGGGCCAUGAUGAAAGAUUGUUUAAAUUCUUCACACCCGAUCUCCAACCCGGCUGAAACCCCUGUGCAGAUUAUGGAAAUGUUUGAUACAGUCUCUUAUGACAAGGGUGCCUGUGUCCUGAAUAUGCUGAGAGAUUUCCUGAGUGAGGAGGUAUUUCGGAGUGGAAUCAUUCACUACCUGGAGAAGUAUAGCUACAGAAAUGCCAGGAGUGCCGACUUAUGGGAUGUCAUAGCAAACACAUCCACUGAGAGAGACUUUUCCACUGGUGGUUUCUGUUAUACGUCGUCACAAGCCGAAGAAGGACUGUAUCGGUACACUUGUGAGAGCCUGGACCUGAGGGAGAUGAUGGACACCUGGACUCGCCAGAUGGGUAUCCCACUGAUCACGGUGGAGAGAGCGGGGCGGCAGGUCAGGCUGCAGCAGAGCAGGUUCCUGAAGGGGGUGCUUGAGGAUGACACGGAGUACCCCGCUCUACAGUCAGGAUACCUGUGGCAUAUUCCUCUCACUUAUGUAACAAGCCAUUCCAGAAGCGUGCAUAGACAUUUGCUCAAAACAAAAGCAGACACAAUUCAGCUAGAGGGAGAUGUGAGCUGGAUUAAGUUCAAUGUGGACAUGAGUGGAUACUAUGUUGUUCACUAUGGAGACGAAGGAUGGGAUUCACUGAUUGCGCUGCUGGAUCAGGACCAUGAUGCAAUAAGCAGUAAAGACAGAACAAACCUCAUUCACAAUGCACUCCAGCUUGUCAGCACUGGGAAGCUGUCCCUAGACAGAGCCCUGAACUUGACACGGUAUCUGAAGGAGGAGACAGACAACAUCCCUUUGUUGCAGGGAAUAUCUUACUUCAACGUCCUGUACCGCUUGAUGGAGAAUAAAAACAUUACUGACACUGCAGAAAAUUUAAAGAAUUAUAUCCUGCGGUAUUUCAAGGAUGUGAUCGACAAGCAGACAUGGAACAAUGCAGGCUCUGUGUCAGAGCGGAGGCUCCGCACGGAUCUCCUUCAGUUGUCCUGUGACCUGGGGUACCCUCCAUGUGUGGAGAGGGCCUCCCAGCUCUUCAGUGAAUGGGUCGCUUCAAAUGGCACCAAGAGCCUGCCCACUGAUGUGCUGAGGCCAGUGUAUCUCGUUGGAGCCCGGAGCACUGGAAACUGGAACUUUCUACUGAAUGCCUACAAGCGGUCACUUUCGUCCAGCGACAAGAACAAGAUUCUGUUCGCGCUGACACGCACCAAAGAUGCAGAGAAACUAGCCAAAUUGAUUGACCUGGGCAUGGAAGGAGAGGUGAUCAGAACUCAGGAUCUCCCUGCUGUCAUUGUCACUGUAGCACAGAACCCUGUGGGACAGGCACUAACCUGGAACUUUGUCCAGAAAAACUGGAAUAAGCUGCUGGAGAAGUUCCAUGUGGGAUCAUCAGCAAUCAGGGGAAUCAUUAUGGGCACCACAGGACAUUUUUCCUCAGAGAAAGAACUGGAGGAGGUAAAGGCAUUCUUUGAAUCAUUGAAAUCUCAAGGACAUCAAUUAAAAGUGACAGAAAAUGUUUUAGAAAUUAUCAAGAAGAAUAUCCGUUGGUUGGAGAGAAAUCUUGUUGUGUUGAAUAAAUGGCUGUCAGAGAACUUACCACAAGAACCCACAGUGUUCUAUAAUUGAACUGUCUGUAAAUUACUGUAUGGUACAGUUAUGUAAUUUUUAAUGUACAUUAAUGUAAUUAGGCAUGUAUUAAAUGAUUGUCAUCUUUUAUUUUUUGUAUACUUAAUAUUGUGGAUGUCAGAUAAGAUAAGAUUUCAUUGUCUUACGGGAAAUUAAUAAAACA
Megalops cyprinoides (Indo-Pacific tarpon) is the source of this 3302-nucleotide messenger RNA. Its product is annotated as endoplasmic reticulum aminopeptidase 2-like. The transcript has 19 exons. Gene Ontology annotation, molecular function: metalloaminopeptidase activity; peptide binding; zinc ion binding. NCBI's taxonomy places the organism in Eukaryota, Metazoa, Chordata, Actinopteri, Elopiformes, Megalopidae. The record is from RefSeq and is a predicted model, not a curated record. Bases 308 to 3139 code for a protein of 943 amino acids. Gene Ontology annotation, cellular component: cytoplasm. Gene Ontology annotation, biological process: peptide catabolic process; proteolysis.